Messenger RNA from Dufourea novaeangliae, 2264 nucleotides. It is a transcript of the gene APC4, whose product is annotated as anaphase-promoting complex subunit 4. Gene Ontology annotation, biological process: positive regulation of mitotic metaphase/anaphase transition; anaphase-promoting complex-dependent catabolic process; protein K11-linked ubiquitination. Gene Ontology annotation, molecular function: protein binding. The transcript is spliced from 7 exons. Gene Ontology annotation, cellular component: nuclear periphery; anaphase-promoting complex. The coding region runs from base 68 to 2245 and encodes 725 amino acids. Lineage: Eukaryota; Metazoa; Arthropoda; Insecta; Hymenoptera; Halictidae. The record is from RefSeq and is a predicted model, not a curated record.
UAACCUUUAUUGUCAGUGGUUAUAUGAAAUGUUUUUUUGAGGUAAAGUUUAAUAAGCCAUCCUAAAAAUGGCUGGGAGUAUGAGACAAUUAGAGGAACGGCAACUUCCAGCCGAAGUAACAAAAAUGCAAUGGUCGCCGAAAAUGGAUCUUCUAGCAAUUGCCAAUGUGAAAGGUGAAGUUACUCUUCAUAGAUUAACUUGGCAAAGAGUAUGGCUGUUAAGUCCUCAGGAAGAAUCUGAUACUAUAGUGAAUUUAGCAUGGAGACCAGAUGGAAAACUGUUAGCUGUUUGUUAUGAAAGCUCUAAAUUGGUGUGUCUUGUAGACAUUGAGAAUAAAAAUAUUAUACAUAAAACAAAACUUAACUUUCACAAUGCAAUUACGUGCAUUACAUGGUUGCCAUUGACAAAUCCGGAGAGUGGUGGUUCCUUGAGUGGGAACAAAACGAAUAUGUUACCAACCGGAGAAUAUCUUCCACCUUUACCUAGUUUAAAUAGAAGUUUUGGUCAAGAACCUGAACGAAAGGAAUUCUUAUUUCAAACCUUAGAUAUACUUUUUCUUGGUUUAGAUGAUGGGAAUGUUGCAAUGUAUGUGUUUGGAAUGUUCUAUUGUGGCACAAUAUCAGUAGGCCGUGGUCGAAUAUUAGAAAUCAGUGGUGGAUCCAACAAGCCAAUGUGGAUUACAUGGAAAGACAAUAGUGGCAUUAAAGUGAAUAGAAUGUGGUGUCCACUACUGAAACAAAACACAGCAUUCUUAAAGGUAGCACAAGCUCAAGCUAAUAUAGAAUAUUUGAUGGAUUACCUUUCACGCACAUUAAUGGCCAUUUCCGAAGCAUGGGAAACAAUUCUCUUGGAAAUGGAUGAAAAGCUUGCACGCUAUGCAGAUACAAAUCCACCUGGUGGAGUUGCUGCUGAUUUUUUGGAGUUGUUAAUGAUCGGUAUACCAACACAAAACUUGGAAAACUUUUUGUUGCAAGAUUUGACUGAGAAGGGUUUGAAAAAAUUGGGACACAGUAUUGAAAUGUGCUACAGUAAUAUACAGAAAUUAGUUUUAAAAAAUUUGACCAGUGUUGGAAUGGCAUUAGUGUAUCAGUUGGCUGAAAUGAGAGGUAUGGUGAGACUGGGUGGUCCUUAUGAGUUGUUGGGACUAACAGAUGAAGGUGUUAUAACUAAUGCUCUUCAUGCAUCAGAAGCAUUUCUAGCUAAGUCUUCGGAGAUUCAACAAGUAAUAGAUCACAGUAUGCGGGAUUACAAAGCAUUUUUCAGGUGGUUAUAUGUAGUAAUUCUAAAAUUAACAGACGAGAGAAUACCGUCUGAAGUAAGUCGAGUCAGUCAACAGGAGUUAACAUUUAUAGCCGAAUUUUUACGUGGCUUUGAUAAAACUGAGCCAGGUAUUGGAGGCAGAAAGGGAGUGAAUUUAGAAAAAUUAGGCCAGUAUCUGCGUCGUGAAAAUUUACAGACUUGCCUAACCCCCGAAGGAAGCGAAUGGGCGGCAAUGCUUGAUGAAAAUCAUUGCCUUCGCGAUCAUCCAUUUAUCGUGAAACAAGAUCUCAAUUUUUCAUUAUUGCAAUCCCAUGCAAAAUUAAUUACCGCCGUACACACUGUUUUUGCUAAAGCUUAUCAAGGCUUGGUCGAUCAUUUUACUGUAUCGAGUAUUCCAUUGGCACCGUCUGUAGCAUUUACAUCUUCUCAAAUUGCAACAAGUAACGAUGGCUUGAUAGUCGCUACAUGUGACGUUGAUCACAAAAUAUUACGACUGUUCAAGGUGGAAUCUUCGCAAACAGAGCCUGUUUCGCUUAGCUUUAGAUUGGGUACAAUAGAUGUAGAUCACAGAUCAGAAUCGUAUUCUAAAAGCUAUAUAGACGGUACUGUAGUUGAUCUACAGUUUUACACUCAAGAGUAUCUGAGUGUAUUACUGCUUAACAAGCAUAGCCAAGCAUCAUAUCUCAUACAAUUACCACUAAACCAUACCCGAAUUUUCGAGAAUCAAAACAAGAAUUCAAUUAGCUUAACCGAACUCAUGGGCAACAAUUGGCCACGAUCGUUUCAUGGUAUCUCUGCUAGGCGACUGGCAGUUAGCGGUGCCCGAAAAGUAGCUGCCGUUUUAAGCGAAAGUAAUAGAAAAAUAAGGUUGCUAGAAACUGAAGUGGAACCCGAAGAAGAAGAUGAUGAAGAAGACGAAGACGAUGGAGGUAACGAUAGUAUGUUAGUUGCUGCACACGAAGCAACUGCAAGUAUGUCUCAUUGAAUCUACAUGCAUAAAACUA